GCACUAUCACGCCUUCUUCCCUUCUCUCUUCGAUCUUCAUAUAUUUAUAUAUAUGAGUGUCUCUGCUGGACGCUUCCAUUAUAGUUGAGCUAGCCAAACCAAACACAUCAACUUUUUUCUCUUUGACAUGGCUAGCAAUAAUCAUCAUCAUCAGUAUCAGAAGAAUGCCAUGUACGUAGAAACUCCGGAAGCGUUUGGCGAUGGAGGCAAGAACUUCGACGACGACGGACGAGUCAAAAGAACCGGGACGUGGGUGACUGCGAGUGCCCACAUCAUAACGGCUGUGAUAGGCUCUGGUGUGCUGUCACUGGCUUGGGCAAUAGCUCAAAUGGGAUGGGUGGCUGGGCCUGCCGUCCUCUUUGCCUUCUCUUUCAUCACCUACUUCACCUCCACUCUUCUUGCUGACUGCUACCGUUCACCUGACCCCGUCCACGGCAAGAGAAACUAUACUUAUUCCAUGGUUGUCAGAUCCAUCCUAGGAGGUAGGAAAUUUCGGCUGUGUGGAUUAGCUCAGUACAUUAAUCUUAUAGGCGUGACCAUCGGCUACACGAUAACUGCGUCAAUUAGUAUGGUGGCAGUGAAAAGAUCGAACUGUUUUCACAAACACGGGCAUCAUGAGAAAUGUUAUAUAUCAAACAACCCUUUUAUGAUCAUGUUUGCGUGCAUCCAAAUCGUGCUCAGCCAGAUACCAAACUUCCACAAGCUCUGGUGGCUCUCUAUCGUCGCAGCCGUUAUGUCUUUUGCUUAUUCUUCCAUUGGCCUGGGACUCUCUAUAGCUAAAGUCGCAGGUGGGGAACACGUACGAACAUCUUUAACGGGAGUGCAAGUUGGUGUGGACGUGACGGGAUCAGAGAAGGUUUGGAGGAUGUUCCAAGCCAUCGGAGACAUUGCCUUCGCUUAUGCUUUUUCUAAUGUUCUUAUCGAAAUCCAGGAUACCCUCAAAUCAAGCCCUCCAGAAAACAAAGUAAUGAAGAAAGCAAGUUCGAUCGGCAUCUUCACCACGACCAUAUUCUAUGUGCUGUGCGGGUGCGUAGGUUACGCAGCAUUUGGAAAUGACGCACCCGGAAACUUCCUCACAGGGUUCGGCUUCUAUGAGCCCUUCUGGCUCAUUGACUUUGCCAACGUCUGCAUCGCCGUCCACUUAAUCGGAGCAUACCAGGUGUUUUGCCAGCCCAUAUUUGGGUUCGUGGAGAACUGGAGCAAGGAAAGAUGGGGCGAGAGCAAGUUCGUAAAUCACGAGCAUGCUCUGAACAUUCCAUUGUGCGGGACGUAUAACUUGAACUGGUUCAGGUUAGUGUGGAGGACUGCUUAUGUGGUGGUGACGGCGGUGAUAGCGAUGAUGUUCCCGUUCUUCAAUGACUUCUUGGGGCUCAUUGGGUCGCUCUCGUUCUGGCCAUUGACGGUUUACUUCCCGACAGAGAUGUAUAUUAAGCAGUCGAAUAUGCGGAGAUUCUCCUUCACGUGGACUUGGCUCAAGAUAUUAAGCUGGGCCUGCUUGAUCGUUUCCAUCAUCUCUGCUGCUGGCUCCAUCCAAGGCCUUGCUCAAGAUCUCAAGAAGUACCAGCCCUUCAAACCUCAACAAUGAUCGUUUGCAUGCUUCAUCAAUUAAUAUUCAGAUUCAAGUGCUAUAUGUGUGUGUGUGUGUGUGUGUUUAUAGCUUUCUGUUCUAUCACCUUUAAUAAAUAGCUACCUAGGUAUAUUAGUCCAUGGAUAAUUAAUUAAUGUUAUCAAAUGUUCCUCUGAA
Molecule: messenger RNA, 1744 nt
Organism: Prosopis cineraria
Lineage: Eukaryota; Viridiplantae; Streptophyta; Magnoliopsida; Fabales; Fabaceae
Product: amino acid permease 6-like
Exons: 7
Coding region: 128-1585 (485 amino acids)
Cellular component (GO): plasma membrane
Source: RefSeq, a predicted model, not a curated record